AUGAUGCUUCUCGUCUCGGCCGUCGUCGUUGGCUACAUGCUCCGAGCACCCACGUGCUUUCAAGGCAGCAACCUCUUGAAGCUCAACCGCGUCGGUGGUCUUGUCUGGGUCGGCCGGCCGCUGCUCUUUCUCCGGAGCGCGACGGCCAUCUGCCUUCUCUGCACGAGUGGCGUCGACCUGCGCUUCUCGGGCUACCUCAGCUUCUUUCAAGUCGAUCCCGCGCCGUGGUACAAGGUGCUUCUCGCGGCGUGGGAGGUCUCGUGGUUCGUCGCGGUCGUCGACGACAUUUUGCUUGUCGCGACGCAAGACUUACGGAGCUAGGGACUUUGUUCGAAUAUCGAAAAGGACGCUUCAGAGAGUCGCGG
Molecule: messenger RNA, 365 nt
Organism: Saprolegnia diclina VS20
Lineage: Eukaryota; Oomycota; Saprolegniomycetes; Saprolegniales; Saprolegniaceae
Exons: 2
Coding region: 1-321 (106 amino acids)
Source: RefSeq, a predicted model, not a curated record